Stegastes partitus (bicolor damselfish) is the source of this 1076-nucleotide messenger RNA. RefSeq lists its product as uncharacterized. The annotation marks the transcript as partial. The record is from RefSeq and is a predicted model, not a curated record. The transcript has 4 exons. NCBI's taxonomy places the organism in Eukaryota, Metazoa, Chordata, Actinopteri, Pomacentridae.
GUCAGAGUUCUAUCGACUUCUUGUUUGACUUUGUGGCGGCGUCACAGGGCCCCUUCGGAGGGUUCGAUGUUCUCGACACACGACCCAGAGCAGGCGUUAACGGCAGCUUGUUGGUGACUUUGACGGGGAGCAACUCCGCCACAAUAACAGCAGUGAGUCUGGUUGAGUCUUCAGGGUCUGCAGAGGUUAGAGGAGUUGUGGUGCCGCAGGGCAGCGGAAACUUCUUGGUCCAGGUCGACAGGAUACCAUCGGCGGAGUUUUCAGUGCGGGUGAAGGGACAAGAUGAUGGUUCGUCCUCCAGCUCUUCAUCAAAUAUCUUCCAAAGGCAGUCGUCCACCAACUUCAGAGGCUCCAACCUCACAAUUACUGCAAGUUCAGACAGCAUCCUGGAACCAGGGACACCUUUCUCUGUGCCCUUCUCUGUGAUGACCGACGGAACAGGAGGAAACUUCACCAUCCGAGCCACCAACAGCAGAGUUUUUGACUCAACAUCUCCGACCAGUUUACUCCUGGAAACUGGACAAACAGCUAAUGGUACAGUCACCCUGUCAGCUCCUCUGAACACACCGUCUGGAAGUGACGUCACUCUGACCAUUGAGGCCGAGGCUCCAGGCGGCAUGGACACCAACUACAUCGUGUUGCGCAUCUCCAUUGUUAACACGGUGACUGACUUCACUGCACCAGUGUGCGAGCGGCUCAGCUUGCAGUCCAACUGCUCUGAAAACUGCAGCCUGUCCUCGUGGUCGGUGUCUCUGCGGGUGAGCGACGGGGCUGAUGGGACGGGAGUCGACCGCGUCAUCCUCAGACAAGGAAACGGGACCAUGAGCACCAGCCUGUCGCCUGGCAACGAGAACGUAACCCUGGUGUCCUACAACUCGUCCUGCUGUUCUCCUGAAAUGCAGCUGCAGGUUGUGGAUCAGGUCGGUAACGUUGGAUCCUGUUCCUACUCUUUCCGGGAAGGUUCAUCAGGUGCUCUGUCUGCAGCCACCAAAGUCACUCUGUCACCAUUUCUCUGCUUCAUCAUGGUGGUGCUUGGACUCCGUAUACUGACAGAACUGAGCAUCAAAUGUCCAUAA